CCUCCGAGACUCAGGAUGGCGCCGGCCGCCGAGCCGUGAGUGGAAUCGGUUCUCGCCCAGAGGUUUGCGAAGCGCUGCGUUUGCUAGUUUGAAUCCUAGUCACUUUCGGGAUUCUGGAAUCCAGAGCAGCACCGUCCAAUAACAACGCAGCGCAAGCCACGGAGGAGGAGAGAGGGCUAAUUUUUCUCAUGCCGCAGUAGCAAACGCAAAACGAAGCAGGAAACCUCACAGAAACUUGAAACCCUCAACCAUCUGGAACUCAGAAAUUCAUUCAGGGCUGUCUGUGGUUUCUCGAACAUCCAGGUGUUCUGCAGAUGCCCGAGUUUUUCCUGUAGUCGCCAGGUGGGGUCUCCAGCAGACGGUGAGGCUUGUGCUGCGAUGCUGACGUCCCAGAAUACAGAAGGGGUCACUUGCUAAGUGACCCAGCACCUCGGUGACACUGAGGUCUGACUGUUGCCCUCAGACUGUUGAGCUGCAGUGGGAGCCAUUCACAGCAGAGGGUCCAGCCACGGCAGGCGUUGCAACUUUCCUGCCUCCUGAAUUAGGAUUCCAGAAGGGCACCUCGUUUCAGAAGCCCCCUCCAUCCCUGGAGCCAUUAUCACCACCAUCAUCCCCACAGCCACUGGUACCUUCUGGCCAACGUCGGCCUUGCUCCCCAGGGACCUCCUGCCUUGAAAGUGCGCUUUGGGAGAACUGUCCCCUGCUAUCACUCCGAUAGCCGGAAGCCCCAUCCGUCCCACCAUGGGCUGGCUCUUCCUCAAGGUUCUGUUGGUGGGAGUGAGCUUCUCAGGCUUUCUGUAUCCUCACGUGGAUUUUCACACCAGUGGGAAAGCGAAAGACCGGAAACCGAAUUUCGUGAUCAUUUUGGCCGAUGACAUGGGGUGGGGCGACCUGGGAGCCAACUGGGCAGAAACAAAGGACACAGCCAACCUCGACGAGAUGGCCUCGCAAGGAAUGAGGUUUGCGGAUUUUCACGCAGCGGCCUCCACCUGCUCGCCCUCCAGAGCCUCCUUGCUCACCGGCAGGCUUGGCCUCCGCAAUGGGGUCACGCACAACUUUGCGGUCAGUUCCGUCGGGGGCCUUCCGCUCAACGAGACCACCUUGGCCGAGGUGCUGCAGCAGGCGGGCUACGUCACCGGGAUGAUAGGCAAAUGGCAUCUUGGACACCAUGGCUCUUAUCACCCCAACUUCCGUGGUUUUGAUUACUAUUUUGGAAUCCCGUACAGCCAUGACAUGGGCUGUACUGACAGCCCAGGCUACAACUACCCUCCUUGUCCAGCGUGUCCACAGCGGGAUGGGCCAUCCAGCAGGCUCAAGAGAGACUGCUACUCGGACCUGGCCCUUCCUCUCUACGAAAACCUCCACAUCGUGGAGCAGCCCGUGAACCUGAGCAGCCUUGCCCAGAAGUACGCCGAGAAAGCCACCCAGUUCAUCCAGCACGCAAGUGCCAGUGGAAGACCCUUCCUGCUGUACAUGGGCUUGGCCCACAUGCACGUGCCCUUACCUGCGACCCAGCCACCAGCAGACCCACAGGGCCGAAAGCCGUACCUCGCGAGUCUCCAGGAGAUGGACAGGCUUGUGGGCCAGCUCAAGGACAAAGUUGACCGCACAGUGAAAGAAAACACAUUCCUGUGGUUUACAGGAGACAACGGCCCCUGGGCUCAGAAGUGUGAGCUGGCAGGCAGCGUGGGGCCCUUCAUUGGAUCAUGGCAAACACAUCAAGGAGGAAGUCCAGCCAAGCAGACCACCUGGGAAGGAGGACACAGGGUCCCGGCACUGGCUUACUGGCCGGGCAGAAUCCCAGCCAAUGUCACUAGCACUGCCUUGUUAAGCAUGCUGGAUAUUUUCCCCACUGUGGUAGCCCUGGCCAGGGCCAGCCUGCCCCAAGGCCGGCAGUUUGACGGUCUGGAUGUCUCCGAGGUGCUCUUGGGCCGGUCCCAGACUGGACACAGGGUGCUGUUCCACCCCAACAGUGGGGCAGCUGGAGAGUACGGAGCUCUGCAGACUGUCCGCCUGCGACAGUACAAGGCCUUCUACGUCACCGGUGGAGCCAGAGCCUGCGACGGACGCGUCGGGCCUGAGCAGCGCCAUGAGCCUCCCCUCAUUUUCAACCUGGAAGAUGACGCUGGGGAGGGUGCGCCUCUGCCGAGAGGUGGUGCCCAGUACCAGGCCGUGCUGCCCGAGGUCAGACAGGCCCUUGCCGACAUCCUUCACGACGUUGCUGGUGACAGCGUCUCCAGAGCGGACUAUACUCAGGAUCCGUCAGUGAUCCCCUGCUGCGACCCUGCCCGAGCCGCCUGCCGCUGCCACGCCAAGGAACCGAGCCUUCCGCCAGGAGAAGUCUCUAGAAAUUAGAUGGGCAAGUUCACUUUCAAACUGCGCUUUUACCCCUUUACAAACAAUGCCAGAAUUCUGUUCUGAGGCAGCCCCUCUGUUCCCUGCCCCUCCCCAUACCAGCCUGGGGGCGCAGCUGAGCUGAGCUUGCUCGGGGAAGUGAGCACAGGGCAGUGGGAAGCAUGCCACAGGCAUGAGUUCGAGCCUCAGGUUUUGAGCUUGGGCAAUGAUUUAACCCAAACUGCACGUUGAUGUUGAAGGGCAAAUAAGGCUGCAGCUGAGGAAGCCUCGCACAGGGCCGGCACUCAGCACGUCUCAGGCUCAGGUUUGCUAGAGCAGACCUUCUCCAUCUGAAAUGUGCACACAGGGGCCAGGGUUGUGGUCAGAGGGUUAAGCUGCCCCCUGUGGUGCUGGCAUACCUAGGAAUCCCAGCUGCUCCACUUCCCAGUGCACCUGGGAAAGCAGUGGAGGAUGGCUCAAGUUCCCAGGCCCCUGCCACUCCUGUGGGAGACCCGGAUGGAGUUCCAGGCUCCUGGCUUCAGCUUGGCUCUGCCCUGGUGGUAGUGGCCAUUUGAGAAGUGAGCCAGCAGAUGGAAGACCUCUCUCCCUGUUUCUCCUUCUCUUGCUGUAACUCUGCCUGUCAAAUCAAUAAGUAAAUCUUUAAAAUAUAGUAAAAUAAAAUAUGCACACAAAUCCCUAGGUGCUUGUGACAAUGUGGGUUCCGACUCAGGUGUGCUGAGUGAGGCCCGAGAGCCUCCCAUGUCUGGCAGGCUCCCUGGGGACACCUGGAGCUGCCCCGUGUGGGUCCAGACCAGGAUGGGUCAGCUUCCAGGUCUGACAGCAGCGGCAGCCAUAGCAAGAUCCACGGCCCUGGCCCCACUUCCCUUUGUACAGGGCCGCUGACUGCAUGUAAUUGACUUUAGGAGUUCUUUUCCCCCUAAAACCUCAAAACAACAAAACCAAAAAGCCUCAGCAAUGCAUUGCCACGAU
Molecule: messenger RNA, 3324 nt
Organism: Lepus europaeus (European hare)
Lineage: Eukaryota; Metazoa; Chordata; Mammalia; Lagomorpha; Leporidae
Gene: ARSG
Product: arylsulfatase G
Exons: 12
Coding region: 742-2355 (537 amino acids)
Molecular function (GO): arylsulfatase activity
Source: RefSeq, a predicted model, not a curated record